Molecule: messenger RNA, 2610 nt
Organism: Austrofundulus limnaeus
Lineage: Eukaryota; Metazoa; Chordata; Actinopteri; Cyprinodontiformes; Rivulidae
Product: potassium voltage-gated channel subfamily C member 3
Exons: 6
Coding region: 1-1374 (457 amino acids)
Biological process (GO): potassium ion transmembrane transport; action potential
Cellular component (GO): neuronal cell body membrane; postsynaptic membrane; dendrite membrane
Molecular function (GO): delayed rectifier potassium channel activity
Source: RefSeq, a predicted model, not a curated record
AUGAAUUUCCCAUUCAACCCAUUGUGGGCUAAGGGCCUGUUUGGAGAGGUAGUCACAGGCAUUCAGCAAGCUAACAACAUGAAGAAGAAGCAGGGCAAAGGCGAGUAUCGUAGAACCAGGAGUCAUAAACAGGGUCGAGAUCACAAGGCGAUAACGCAGCAUGAACUUGGAAUGCCGGAGAACCACAGGCGGGCUGAGGAUAAUCUGGCGUCGGACAGAGGAGAUAUCAGCACUGAUAUAGUGUAUGAAGUUGUUACAGAUGGCUGGCUGACAUAUGUGGAGGGCGUCUGUGUCAUCUGGUUCACCAUUGAGGUGAUGCUGCGUGUCAUCUUCUGCCCUGACAAGGCAGAGUUCUUCCGCAGUGCCCUUAACAUCAUAGACUUUGUGGCUAUUGUGCCCUUUUACCUAGAGGUGGCUCUUAGUGGUCUCUCCUCUAAAACAGCCAAAGAUGUGUUGAGCUUCCUGCGUGUAGUGCGCUUUGUCCGUAUCUUGCGUAUAUUCAAGCUGACCCGCCAUUUUGUUGGCUUACGAGUCCUUGGGCACACCUUAAGGGCGAGCACCAAUGAGUUCUUGCUGCUAAUUAUAUUCCUGGCGCUGGGUGUCCUCAUCUUUGCUACAAUGAUCUACUAUGCUGAACGCAUUGGAGCUGACCCAGAUGAUCCAACGGCUACAGCCCACACUACUUUUAAGAACAUCCCCAUUGGCUUCUGGUGGGCUGUAGUGACCAUGACAACUCUGGGAUAUGGAGACAUGUACCCUGAAACRUGGUCAGGAAUGCUCGUGGGUGCCCUCUGUGCCUUGGCGGGUGUGUUGACUAUUGCUAUGCCUGUGCCCGUUAUUGUCAACAACUUUGGUAUGUACUAUUCCCUGGCCAUGGCCAAGCAAAAGCUCCCCAAGAAAAGGAACAAGCACAUCCCAAGAGCACCACARCCAGGAAGCCCUAACUACUGCAAGCCAGAUGCUCUGGCCAUUGCAACAGCCUCUCCCGACAGACUAAUGGGCAAUGUGCUCGGGCCAGGCAUGGUGGGAUCCGGCAGCAUGAUUGUCACUGGAGAYUGUCCGCUGGCGCAAGAAGAGAUCAUUGAAAUAAACAGAGCAGACUCCAAGCAGAAUGGUGAUGCAGCCAAUGCAGCUCUAGCCAACGAGGACUGCCCCACCAUUGACCAAGUCCUUGGGGAUGAGCGCAGCCCAGCCACCGGGGGUCUCGGCUCCAAUACCAGCCGUGAGCGGUACCCACACGACCGGGCCUGCUUUCUGCUGAGCGCAGGAGAGUUUCAGCGCACCGUAGAUGGGAACGUUCGAAAAGAUUGUGCAGAAGCCUCAAAUGGCAGCUGGCUACAUGGAGAUGUUACAGGGGCUAUCCCUCAUCACUAAGACCAUCAUCUGUGUGGUAAUGACUGGGUCUGCCUGGCAAAGGACUUCUUCCAAAGAAUAACAUCUCUCUUUUGGACCAUCCUGCAUGUUCCCCUGAUUUAAAUGCAUGCAGAACCUUCUUACGAUCCAACAGUGCAAAAUGAGAAUUCUUGCCAUUUUUCAACUGGUCUUAACWUUUUGAUCAGGACUGUAUUAAUAUUCAGGUGGCACUUGUGAAAUGCCCUGUAGCCAAUUUAACAAAGUCUAUUAGACUCCUGAAAGCUUUCAAAUGAUGUGGUUAGCUUAGCAAAUACUUUGUCGGCGGAGGGAGAGUGGAUAAGAAUCUAUUCAUCCAUCCAUUUGUCCAUUUUCUGUACCCACCUAAUGCAGUUCAGAGUUGAAGAAGGUAAGUCGCUAGCAAUGAUCCCCAGUGGUCAAGAAGCAGGAGCCAGAAUCCACCCUGUCAGUGCAUCACAGAGCCAACACAACACAAACRACUAUUUCUACACACUCACACCUUAGAAAUACUUUGAAUAACCAGUUGACCUAAUGUGCAUGUUUUUGGACUGCAAGCUCACACAUUCCAAAGGAGACAAUGCAAGUCUAUGCAGAAAGACCACAUGUAAGAGUUGAACCCAGGACUACUUGUUGAGAGGAAACACUAAUCAAUGCUGUGCUGACAGGUGGAGUUACUAGCACAACCCAACAUCAUGGCUGCCACACAGGACUCAUCAUUUACUCAUCAUUUCUCUUAUCAAUGAAAAAAAAAAGAUAAUCUAUUUCAUGUCAUUUGCUAACUCUGUAACUGUGCUCCCAAUUUUAUAACACGGUGACACUGAUCCUGGCAAGUGGCCACUGCAGAACUUAACCCACAACUCAGGGGCUUUUUAAUAAAAAAAAAACACUUUCAUUUGUAAGUUAGUUGAAGAUUUGAAMGUUUGAGAACAAACCAGCGUGUUUGUUAUUGGCUAAACUAGACACAACCAGCAACUACUCAGUCUUCACACGGACACACCCAURUCACAUGUUUGGAUUGACUAAUAUUUCCUGAAUGUGGAAGAGGUUUCUGAACCUGCAGCUCAGUUUGUUGGUCUGACUUCAUGUCAGCAGCAUUGCUACCUGCACUGACCUAAGAGUGACUCAGCUUCCAGUGGCAGUAUCUUUAGUUUUCUCCAUUCUUUGGUCUCUCCUUGUUUUUGCCUUGCCUUUAUCCCCCCACCCUGCCCCCUCUCUUCUUUUGUCCAUCUUGUCUUUGUU